CAGGAAGCUUCCACUAGUGGAGAGGGAAGAGAGGUUUGGUUGGUGGUGUUGCCUGGUCUCCGCGCUCCACAACCCACAGCUCCAACCCGUAGACUGGCCAGAGAGAGGGGGCAGCAAGACAGAGAGCUCUCUGCUUGCGGGCUUGCAGUGGCUGGGGAGCGGGGCGUGUGUCGGAGCCGACCCCACUCACCCCUGCGACUGCGGUGGAGAGUGCUGGGACUCAGUGGAAUUGGCUGCGUUGUUCCUUCCGCCUACAACCAGUCUCUCUCUCUCUCUCCCUCUCUCUCUUUCUUAUUCUCUCUCUCUCUCUUUCUCUCUCUCCCCCUCUCUCUUACCUCCUCUCCCUAGCCCUCUCCCUCUCCCUGACGUUUUUUAACUCCUGAAUUUUUCUUGCCUCUCUGGCGUCAGCCAUGUCGCUGAAAGUACAGACCAGCAACAUCACCAACAAGAACGACCCACGCUCCAUCAACUCCCGCGUCUUCAUCGGGAACCUCAAUACGGCGGUAGUGAAGAAAUCUGACGUGGAGACCAUCUUCGGGCAGUUCGGCAAGGUGGUGGGCUGUUCGGUACACAAGGGCUACGCCUUCGUGCAGUACACAAACGAGAGGACGGCUCGUGUCGCUGUGGCCGCAGAGAACCGGCGGGUCCUGGCCGGACAGACCCUCGAUAUUAACAUGGCCGGGGAGCCCAGGCCCAACAGACCCAAGGGACUGAAGCGACCCAGUUCCACUUUGUACAGCCCCAGCUUCGACUUUGCUUACGAUUACUUCAGGGAUGAUUUCUACGAAAGGAUGCAAGAAUAUUCGAGUCGACCCUCGCUGGUCCCCAGGGCCGUCCCGGUGAAGCGGCCUCGUGUGAUUGUCCCCGUGCUCCGUCGAGGGAAGUCCAACCUCCCGCUGAAGCUGAUGACCCGUUCCAGCACAAUGGCAAAGAACGCUAACAAGUUAAAACUGAAAUCCAAUGAGCUACAGCGGAUUAAAGUCGAGCUGACACAGAUCAAGUCCAACAUUGACUCGUUACUGGUGAGACUGGAGGAGAUCGCGAAGGAGAAAGUCAGUCACACAGAGUCGAGGAUGAAGGCAGAUGAAGGACAGACUGAGGCGUCUCACGGAGAUUCUACUUCAGAAACUGCAGAGACGGUCACGGAGGAGGCAUUUGAGGUGGAGGAGGUGGACACUGUCGAUCUGGAGCAGGACGAGGCAGCGGAAGAGGAUGAUUGCGAGGAGGAGAUGGAGGCUCGUCACAGAGCAAUGGCAGAGGCAACGUUAGAAUAGAAGACUGAAAGCCAGUGGUUCCCAGCAGGCAACAAGUAACGGGGGGAGCGAUCGAAACGGACUGAGCCUCGUGUCGCUUAAUUAACCAAGAAGCCACCAAAGGACAUCAGUGUUUCACCUCAGCUAGACCAGGAGGAUGGGGACAUCUGAAAACAUUUGGGCAUUCCCACAUCACUGGGCAGAUGAUUAAAGCAAAACCUGUUUGUGCCUCAGGAUUGGCUGCAAGAAAUACCGUGCACAAAGAUCAAACUGAUGGCCAAUCAAUCGCCUGUAAUGCUCUGGGAUAAUCAGUAGAUGUCAGAUUACUCAUUCAUAAGUUGUAUUCUCUUGGCAUGUACAGUACUGUUGUCAAUCUGCAUCAUUCUCGAGAAUAUUACCAAUCUGGAUUACUUUUUCGAUGAGGGAGAAUAAACCACCUCUUUCAAAUUUU
Amblyraja radiata (thorny skate) is the source of this 1704-nucleotide messenger RNA. It is a transcript of the gene raly, whose product is annotated as RALY heterogeneous nuclear ribonucleoprotein. Gene Ontology annotation, cellular component: nucleus. Gene Ontology annotation, molecular function: RNA binding. The record is from RefSeq and is a predicted model, not a curated record. Lineage: Eukaryota; Metazoa; Chordata; Chondrichthyes; Rajiformes; Rajidae. The transcript has 9 exons. Bases 411 to 1274 code for a protein of 287 amino acids.